UUUCUAUCUGUCUUCCCCAGAUAAAGAUUCUGAAACUGGAUAUGUGUGGACUGGUUAGUAUAUAUAUAUAUAUGAGUUUUUAUGAUUGUUUCUUGGGUUUCAAGUUAUGCAGUUACUCCAUCCAUGUUUGGCUUUCAGGUCAACAAUGAGAACUAUGCAUUUCCAAUCCUAGAAAAUCUGGAGCAUUUGGAGUUGUUUGUUCAUCCAGAUUAUGAUUUGGGUCUUCGACAUUUAACUUCUUUCAUGGAGGCUUCUCCAUAUAUGCAGAGACUUGUGUUGAAGUUGGGCUUCUCACCUCCUUACUGCAUAUAUGGAGGAAGGGCGGAGAAAGCUGUCAAAUGUCCCCAUCGUUACCUCAAGGUGGUAGAAAUAGUUGGUUAUCGCCGCCAUGAACAUACUCUUCGACAUGUUAAGUACUUGAUAAACAAUGUCGUUGCACUGGAGAAAAUUAUUGUGGAUCCUGUCAAGCGUUGGCUUUAUGGCCCUAAAAUGGAUAGGGAAACUAGAGUAAUCGUUGAUGAAGCGAAAGCAAGAGCUCAUGCUGUGACACACCUUGAGGAAGAAAUUCCUUCUACUAUAGAAUUUGUAUGCCUGUAGAUUUGCGAAGGAUUUACUUCUUCUGGGAGGUUCCUCUUCCAGCUGUGACUCCAUAUUGAUUCAUGCAGUCUGAGUUCCAAAGUAAACUCUUGCUGAUCCAAUGAAAAGUGACCUUUUGAGUAUAGAAUUUUCAUGCCUUUAGUAAGUGAAGGUAUUUGCUUUGCUCCAUGUGGGGAAUCGAUCCAAUCUGUUUCUGAAAUAAAAAAUUCUUCAAGGCUAAAAACUAAAAGAGAUGAUUUCAGUCUCUAAACAAUUGAGCAUGUUGAUGUGUAUUGAAAAGUCCUCAUUGGAUGAAAUAUGACACUA
Messenger RNA from Rosa rugosa (rugosa rose), 903 nucleotides. RefSeq lists its product as uncharacterized. Bases 82 to 597 code for a protein of 171 amino acids. The transcript is spliced from 2 exons. NCBI's taxonomy places the organism in Eukaryota, Viridiplantae, Streptophyta, Magnoliopsida, Rosales, Rosaceae. The record is from RefSeq and is a predicted model, not a curated record.